Molecule: messenger RNA, 2578 nt
Organism: Condylura cristata (star-nosed mole)
Lineage: Eukaryota; Metazoa; Chordata; Mammalia; Eulipotyphla; Talpidae
Gene: HSPA14
Product: heat shock 70kDa protein 14
Exons: 13
Coding region: 150-2519 (789 amino acids)
Biological process (GO): cellular response to unfolded protein; protein refolding
Cellular component (GO): ribosome; cytoplasm
Molecular function (GO): heat shock protein binding; misfolded protein binding; ATP hydrolysis activity
Source: RefSeq, a predicted model, not a curated record
UUAGCCCUUUGGACCAGACUCCUCAACAAUUAGCUCUCAGAGGGAAGAAUCGGCUGGCUCCUGGAAAUUCACAGAGCUUCCCCACACCUUGAGAUUUGCACCUUGCUGCCCAGGAGCUUCCUUCAGCUAGCCUUCCCUCCCAGUCCACUAUGGCCAGUUCCAAUAGCAGUGCGGGCAUCCGGUGGUCCAGACAGGAGACACGAACUCUUCUCUCCAUAUUAGGCGAGGCAGAGUAUAUUCAACGCCUCCAGACGGUGCAUCAUAAUGCAGAUGUUUAUCAGGCUGUGUCCAAACGAAUGCAGCAGGAAGGUUUUCGCCGCACCGAACGUCAGUGCCGUUCCAAGUUUAAAGUUCUGAAGGCAUUAUACUUAAAGGCAUAUGUUGCCCAUGCUACAAGUAUGAGUGAUCCUCCACACUGUCCGUUUUAUGAUACUUUGGAUCAGCUUCUCCGAAAUCAGAUAGUGACUGACCCAGAAAACUUAAUGGAGGAUGCUGCUUGGGCCAAGCACUGUGAUCAAAAUUUAGUGGCCUCUGACACCUCAGGGGAAGAGGGAAUCAGCAUUCUCAGAGCAAAAAGGACUCAGGCAGCAGAUCAUCAGCCUAUCUUGAAAACAGUUAAGGAAUCAGAUGAGGAUUGUCAACUGAGAAUCAGUGACCAGAUGCAAGAAACCAGUGACCUUGAUGACUCCUGGGAUGAAUCCUCGGGUGCAGGGUGCUCUCAAGGGACCCCCAGCUACAGCAGAUCCCACCACCUUUACAGAGGUACAAUUGCUCCCUGUCAGAGCAGCCCCAUGACCAGACUGGCUGUGUCCGGUGAGCCCAGUCCCUGCACCAGCACGAGCCGAAACACUCCUGGGGUGGCCUCCCCACAGCGGCCUCCAGUCUCCUCCUCCAGAGUUCCUUUUGUUUCUGGUGGGGAUAGGCCUUUGACCAGUGAGCCCCCUCCAAAGUGGGCAAGGCGAAGAAGGCGGUCAGUGGCCAGGACUAUUGCUGCUGAGUUGGCAGAAAACAGGAGAUUGGCACGAGAACUUUCAAAGCGUGAGGAAGAAAAAUUGGACAGGCUGAUUGCUAUUGGUGAGGAGGCCAGUGCUCAGCAAGACACUGCCAACGAGCUCCGCAGGGAUGCUGUGAUUGCAGUCAGACGCUUGGCAACAGCCGUGGAAGAAGCCACCGGUGCUUUUCAGCUAGGGCUUGAAAAAUUGCUGCAGAGCUCUGAUGAUCCACAAGCUCAGAAAUACAUCACCGAAAGUAAAUGUUUAGUCAUUGCAAAAAAUGGGAAAUUACGAUAUGAAAUAGAUACUGGAGAAGAAACAAAAUUUGUUAGUCCAGAAGAUGUUGCCCGACUGAUAUUUAGCAAAAUGAAAGAAACAGCACAUUCUGUCUUGGGCUCCGAUGCAAAUGAUGUUGUUAUUACUGUUCCAUUUGAUUUUGGGGAAAAGCAAAAAAAUGCUCUUGGGGAAGCUGCCAGAGCUGCUGGAUUUAAUGUUUUGCGGCUAAUCCAUGAACCAUCUGCAGCCCUUCUGGCAUACGGAAUUGGGCAAGACUCCCCCACUGGAAAAAGCAAUAUUUUGGUGUUUAAACUUGGAGGAACAUCCUUAUCUAUCAGUGUCAUAGAAGUUAACAGUGGAAUAUAUAGAGUUCUUUCAACAAAUACUGAUGACAACAUUGGAGGUACACAUUUCACAGAAACCUUAGCACAGUAUCUCGCUACUGAGUUUCAGAGAUCUUUCAAACAUGAUGUGAGAGGAAAUGCACGAGCCAUGAUGAAAUUGAUGAACAGUGCUGACAUUGCAAAGCAUUCUUUGUCAACCUUAGGAAGUGCUAAUUGUUUCCUCGACUCAUUAUAUGAAGGUCAAGAUUUUGACUGCAAUGUGUCCAGAGCAAGAUUUGAGCUUCUCUGUUCUCCACUUUUUAAUAAAUGCAUAGAUGCAAUCAGAGAACUCUUACAACAAAGUGGAUUUUCAGCAGAUGAUAUCAACAAGGUUGUCCUUUGUGGAGGGUCUUCUCGAAUUCCAAGGCUACAGCAGCUGAUAAAAGAUCUUUUCCCAGCUGUUGAGCUUCUAAAUUCUAUUCCUCCUGAUGAAGUUAUCCCUAUUGGUGCUGCUAUAGAAGCAGGAAUUCUUAUUGGGAAAGAAAGUCUUUCAGUUGAAGACUCUCUUAAGAUAGAAUGUUCAGCCAAAGACAUUUUAGUUAAGGGAGUGGAUGAAUCAGGUGCCAACAGUUUCACAGUACUGUUUCCAUCAGGGACUCCUUUGCCAGCUCGAAGACAACACACAUUGCAGGCCCCUGGAAGUAUAUCCUCAGUUUGCCUUGAACUCUAUGAGUCUGAGGGGGAAAACUCUGCAAAAGAGGAAAAUAAGUUUGCGCAGGUCGUACUCCAGGAUUUAGAUAAAAAAGAAAAUGGAUUACGUGAUAUAUUAGCUGUUCUUACUAUGAAAAGGGAUGGAUCUUUACAUGUGACAUGCACAGAUCAAGAGACUGGAAAAUGUGAAGCAAUCACUAUUGAGGUGGCAUCUUAGUGUUUUAGAGAAACCAUGAAUUUUUUUAAACCAGAAUAUCAACAUUAUUUGGUUUUGUU